AUGGUUUUGUACACGACCCCCUUUCCCAAUAGCUGUCUGUCUGCCCUGCAUGCCGUGUCCUGGGCCCUCAUCUUCCCAUGCUACUGGCUGCUGGACCGGCUCCUGGCCUUGUUCCUACCUGACCCAUGUCAGAAGAGCCAGCUCCUCUGCAUCUUGCUGUUCAUGCCCAUCUACCUGGGCCUCCUGGUCACCUCGCUGCCCUUCGCGUUUCUUGGGUUCCUCUUCUGGUGUCCCCUACAGUGUGCCCGCAGGCCCUACGUCUACUCCCGGUUGGAAGACAAGAGCCCGGCCGGAGGGGCAGCCCUGCUCAGUGAAUGGAAGGGCACAGGUCCUGGCAAAAGCUUCUGCUUCGCCACCGCCAACAUCUGCCUCCUCCCUGACUCAUUAGCCAGGCUCAACAACGUUUUCAACACCCAAGCACGGGCCAAAGAGAUCGGGCACAGAAUCCGCAAUGGGGCCAGCCGGCCCCAGAUCAAAAUCUACAUCGACUCGCCCACCAAUACAUCCAUCAGCGCGGCCAGCUUCAGCAGCCUGGUGUCACCCCAGGGUGAUGGCAUGGCCCGGGCUGUCCCUGGGAGCAUUAAGAGGACAGCCUCUGUGGAAUACAAAGGCAACAGUGGGCGUCACCCCAGUGACGAGGCUGCCAAUGGCCCGGCCUCUGGGGACUCAGUUGACUGUGGUAGCCUUGAGAACGCUUGCAUCGUGCGCAUCAGUGGCGAUGAGGGGGGCCGGCACCCUGAAGCUGAUGACCCUGCUCCUGGAGGCCAGGCCAGAAAUGGGGCUGGCGGGGGUCCACGGGGCCAGACGCCCAACCACAGUCAGCGGGAUGGGGACUCAGGGAGCCUGGGCAGCCCCUCUGCUUCCAGAGAGUCCCUGGUGAAGGCACGAGCCGGGCUGGACGGUGGCAGCGGGGAUCCAGGUGCCACCUACAGCAAGGCCCCACACAAGGCCUCGGUGGUGAAGAAGGCAGCCGCGCGCAAGAGGCGGCACCCAGAUGAGGCCUUUGACCACGAGAUCUCGGCCUUCUUCCCCGCCAACGUGGACUUCCUGUGUCUGCAGGAGGUGUUUGACAAGCGGGCGGCCACCAAGUUGAAAGACCAGCUGCAUGGUUACUUCGAGUACAUCGUGUAUGAUGUUGGGGUCUAUGGCUGCCAAGGCUGCUGCUGUUGCCAAGGCGGCUGUUGCUUCAAGUGUCUCAACAGUGGCCUCUUCUUUGCCAGCCGCUACCCCAUCAUGGACGUGGCCUAUCACUGUUACCCCAAUGGGAGGGGCUCUGACAGCCUGGCCUCGAAGGGAGCGCUGUUUCUCAAGGUGCAGGUGGGAAGCACACCUCAGGACCAAAGAAUUGUCGGGUACAUCACCUGCACACACCUGCAUGCCCUGGAAGAGGACAGUGCCAUCCGGUGCGAGCAGCUGGACAUGCUCCUGGAAUGGCUGGCUGAUUUCCGAAAAUCUACCUCCUCGUCCAGCACAGCCAACCCCGAGGAGCUGGUGGCGUUUGACAUUGUCUGUGGGGAUCUGAACUUUGACAACUGCUCCUCAGAUGACAAGCUGGAGCAGCAGCACUCCCUGUUUACACGCUACAAGGACCCCUGCCGCCUGGGGCCUGGGGAGGAGAAGCCAUGGGCGAUUGGUACCUUGCUGGACACGGAUGGCCUCCACGAUGAGGACGUGAGCACCCCGGAGAAUCUACAGAAGGUCUUGGAGAGUGAGGAGGGGCGCCGGGAGUACCUCGCCUUCCCCCGCAGCAAGAACCCAGGUGCAUGCCAGAAGGGACGCAAGGACAUGCUGAAGGGCAAUGGCAGACGCAUCGACUACAUGCUGUAUGCGGAGGAGGGGCUGUGCCCGGACUGGAAAGCUGAGGUGGAAGAAUUCAGUUUUAUCACCCAGCUGUCCGGCCUAACCGACCACCUCCCGGUGGCCAUGCGGUUGAUGGUGUCUUCGGGGGAGGAGGAGGCAUAGACCCGCCCAGCCAUCACAGCUGCCUGGCCUCUGCUAGCCCUCUGAGCUGAAGACGCUCCCUGGCCAUGUCCCCUUCAGCAACAGUGCCGGGGAGAAGGCAGGGGCCUGGGGGAGCAGAGGUCAUCCCCAGGCGAGCUGGAACCAGCGCUGCCCUGCACCUCUGGGCGCU
This is a messenger RNA of Pteronotus mesoamericanus, 2131 nucleotides long. It is a transcript of the gene SMPD3, whose product is annotated as sphingomyelin phosphodiesterase 3. Lineage: Eukaryota; Metazoa; Chordata; Mammalia; Chiroptera; Mormoopidae. Gene Ontology annotation, molecular function: sphingomyelin phosphodiesterase activity. Bases 1 to 1962 code for a protein of 653 amino acids. Gene Ontology annotation, cellular component: extracellular region; cytoplasm. The transcript is spliced from 7 exons. Gene Ontology annotation, biological process: sphingomyelin metabolic process. The record is from RefSeq and is a predicted model, not a curated record.